AUGUCUACGUUUUUAAUGUUAAAAAAUGAGCGAAGAGCAGCUCUGCUUGCAGAGAGCAAGGGUGUCUGGGAGGUUGGAGAGAUCAUAGGUGAAGAAUGGAAUAACAUGACAAAGAAACAGAAGAAGCCUUAUGAAAAGCAAAACAAGGAAAAAUAUUUGGAAGAAAUGGAGGCUUACAAGCAGAGGAAGGAGGAAGAGUCUGCCAAUCUCAAAAAAGAAGAGGAAGCAAGAAGCCUUGCAAUUGCUCAAGAAGAAAGAGAAAACCGAUAA
This is a messenger RNA of Camellia sinensis, 270 nucleotides long. Lineage: Eukaryota; Viridiplantae; Streptophyta; Magnoliopsida; Ericales; Theaceae. The record is from RefSeq and is a predicted model, not a curated record.